GCGCUGCGCGGAUUCGGGCGCCGGAUCCUGCCCCAUUCCCGAAACUGCGGGAUGCUGAUCCCGGGGCUGAGGCUGGGGCCGGGUCCGGGCGUCCAGCGGGCAGCCGGUGUCCUGCGGAGCCUGGAGGAAGUUCCCUUUCCCUUUAAAUGCAAAUCCCAGGCUGUGCGCGCUCGGAGUGUCCGGCGGGAUCGGGGUGUCCAUCGGGAUCGGGGUGUCCAUCGGGUCCCGGAGGCCGGAGCGGGCCCGGCGCAGGGAAGGAGCCUCCAAGCGCCGUGUCCGUCCCACGCAGGGCCCCCGUCCCGCAGCCCCCGCAGCCCCCGCAGCCCCCGCAGCGCCGGCCAUGGAGGAGCGGAGGAAGAAGCGGAGCCCCAAGACCUGCCUGGCUCAGCCGGCGCCCGCCGGGGCCCCGCGGCCGCUGCCCCCGAGCAAGAGCACGUCCUUCGCGCUGCCGCUGCCCACGCUGCCCUCGCCCCGGCAGCGACCCCGGCCCCGGCGGACGAGCAAGGAGCGGGCGCGGGCGGGCGCGGGGGGGUCCCGGGGGGGCCCCGCUCCAGCACAGCUUCCUCACGGAUGUGUCCGACGUGUGCGAGAUGGAGGGGGGGCUGCUCAGCCUCCUCAGCGACUUCCACUCGGGAAAGCUGCAGGCGUUCGGGAAGGAGUGCUCCUUCGAGCAGCUGGAGCACGUGCGGGAGAUGCAGGAGAAGCUGGCGCGGCUCCACUUCGGCCUCGACGUGUGCGUGGAGGAGCUCCCAGAGGAGCAGAAGAAGGUGGCGGCCAACAGGAACCUGGACCAGCUGCUGGCACACCUGGAAGAGCUCAGCAGCUCCAUACAGAAGCUGCACCUGGCCGAGAGCUCGGACCCCGAGGACGCUGCGGCCUGACCCCGGCCCGGCUCCCGGCCCAGCCCCGGCCCCCGCCACCCCCGGGCGCCCCAACCGGGCCCGGCCGGGCCCCUCCCGCCAUGGCGGGGCCGGUGGCGGCCCGAUGACGUCAGCAGGCGGCGCCGGGGCCAUGGCGGCCGCGCUGGGCCCGCGGGCCGGGACCGGGACCGGGACCGGGGCCGAAGCUGAGGCCGAGGGGCGGCGGCGGCGGCUCCUCCGCGCCGUGACCCGGCUGCAGGCCGCUGCCAGGGGGUUCCUGCUGCGGAGGCGGCUCCGGAGCGUGCGGGAGGAGUUCGAGGCCGUGGUGCUGGAGAUCGAGGGCGACCUGAGCCACCUGCGCUGGAGCGGCCGCGUCCUGCAGCUGCCGCGCUUCGGCCCCGAGCCCCUCCCAGGGAAGCUCUUGGAUCCAGGGAAGGCUGCAGAGAACAAUGAGACCAUUCCCAAAAAACCCCUGGAGAAGCCGGAUCCCCCUGGACCAGAGCGGGCUGGGGGCUGUGGGAACACCCCCUCCUCAGCCCCCCUGCCCAGUGGGACAACCCCAAACCCCCCAAAUUUGGGGUCUGGUGCUGAUAAAAUCCCGGGAAAGGAGGGAAGAGCCUGGGCAGGGAGCGAGGAGUGGGACAACGACAGCGAAUGGGACAGCAGCGACCUCGGAGCCAGCCCGGAAAUCCCAGCGGACCUGCGGGGCGUGCCCCGCUCGGAGCUCCAAUCCUACAGGAAGCAUCUCCUGAUGGAGCUGCUGUGGAUCCAGCAGGCCAUCGCCAGCAGGAAAAACUUCCUGCUGCUGAAACGGAAGCUGGGAAUUCCCGAGCGCUCCGGAGGCAUUCCCGAGUUUUUGGAUUGGUUUGGAGAAGCCCUGGAGCUGCAGCAGCGCUCCUGAUGGGACAGGGGCAGCUCAGGAGCAGCUCCAGCACGGUGGGAUGGAGCUGGAUUUUUCUGGAUUUUUCACUCCAGAAAAAAAAAUGUUUUAUUUCUUGGGAAUGGGAUAUUUGGUCCAAGCAGGAUUAAACAUCAACAGCCA
This is a messenger RNA of Corvus hawaiiensis (hawaiian crow), 1902 nucleotides long. Its product is annotated as coiled-coil domain-containing protein 28B-like. The record is from RefSeq and is a predicted model, not a curated record. Gene Ontology annotation, molecular function: protein binding. Bases 52 to 1761 code for a protein of 569 amino acids. NCBI's taxonomy places the organism in Eukaryota, Metazoa, Chordata, Aves, Passeriformes, Corvidae. The transcript has 10 exons.